UGUAGAAACUACAAUACCCACAAUCCACCGGGCCACUUACGCCGAUUGCGUCCCCCUAGCGGAGCAGCAGUCGCCGCCGCCGCACUGUGCGAUCGUGCCGCCGGCCUCGGCUUGGUUAGAGGGUGAUUCAGGAUGGUGGACCAGCCUCUGUGGGAGCAGAUAGGAUCCAGCUUCGUGCAACACUACUACCAGGUGUUUGACUCGGACAGAACGCAACUCGGAUGCAUAUAUACCGAUGCAUCAUGCCUUACGUGGGAAGGACAACAGUUCCAGGGGAAAAGGGCAAUCGUUGAGAAACUCUCAAGUCUCCCCUUCACAAAAAUAGCGCAUAGUAUAACGGCGCAGGAUCACCAGCCGACCCCAGACUGCUGCAUCUUGAGUAUGGUGGUAGGGCAGCUAAAAGCGGACGAAGACCCCAUCAUGGGAUUUCAUCAGAGUUUCAUCCUCAAGAACAUUAACGAUGCAUGGGUGUGCACCAAUGACAUGUUCAGGCUGGCCAUUCACAACUUUAGCUAAGCCGGCUCCCCCCCGCCCCCACCCCGCUCUGCCGGGCAGGGGCAGCCAUCGCGAAGGGCACUGUGUGAAGUAUGGAGGGAAGGGAGGGAGGAGUGGAAGAUGGGAGAGAAGAGAGAGAGCACUCGUCCCUCCCUCCGGCUUUUCUCAGCUUACGCCUGUUCCGACACAAACGAGCAAAACGGCCGAAUUCUAGAUGUCAAUCACUGAACCUCAUCUAGGUUGGUUUCCAGACGAGCCCAGCCAGCAGAACCUGCGACUGCGUUUGUUUCCCCGAGAGACGGCCGAACCAAUCGGACGCUCCCCCUCCCGUCUGCCACUCAGCCGACCUCUGCAUGACGCCAGGAGACGCCUACAUUACAAACAUCUACACUCAAGUUUCAACCAGAAGACAAAACAGCUGACCGACGCCAUUAACUCCCCACUUCUUUUACUUUGUUCUAACUCCCGUUCUACUCUGCUGUUGACUCCCGUUCUGUUAGCACUGCUGCUGUCGGCCAGUGUUCGUAGAUCCAUGUUCAGGUCCAGAGUCGUCGGCUGCUUCUUCUUCUCCUUCAGGUUCCGACUUCUUGUGUUGUGUUGUUUUUAGGUGACGCUCUGUUCAUUGACUUUAGCUUGCCUUAGUGUGUUUAUUAACUGAGUUCUUUUACUUCUUUUUAAUUUCUUAACUUGCCAUGAUUCACUCUCAUGCCAGGUUUUGCCCUCGCAACCAAAGAAUCAUGGAGGACAAAAGUUUGAUCUUGCUGUGUGAUUGGCUGUGAUCUCGAUCUCUCUCUCUCUCUCUCUCUCUCUCUCUCUCUCUCUCUCUCUCUCUCUCUCUCUCUCUCUCUCUCUCUCUGAUUCAUAUCUCAUACUUUGCCCCCUCAGUCUCUGAUUUUUUCCCCUCACACAUCUGGCAUGGACUACAGCCACGAUACACAAUAAAACAUGGACUUUUUUUCUUAA
Molecule: messenger RNA, 1458 nt
Organism: Scophthalmus maximus (turbot)
Lineage: Eukaryota; Metazoa; Chordata; Actinopteri; Pleuronectiformes; Scophthalmidae
Gene: nutf2
Product: nuclear transport factor 2
Exons: 5
Coding region: 133-516 (127 amino acids)
Biological process (GO): protein import into nucleus
Cellular component (GO): nuclear pore central transport channel
Source: RefSeq, a predicted model, not a curated record